AUGACACGCACAAAGGUAUCGCGCGCCGCCACGAAACGGGGUCAGAAUAGUUCCGAUUCGAAGGCAUUUGUCGAAAUGAAGCUGCGAGACUUUGACGUUAUGGCCGAAUGCUACCUGACGAACAUUGAGCUAAAGUAUCAAAAUGAUAUGGAUAAGCUGAACCGUGCCUUUGAGGUGCUGCGUUCACGCAUUCCCAAGAACCUGCUGUCCCUUACAAUGGGUGAACUGCGGGCUAUGCAAAAUGGAAACGACGAACUGAACAAAUCGGCGCCGCUGAACCAAACGAUCAGUGCCAAUAUGAGUGCUUUGCUGGAAAAAUCGUGCCGCAAAAAGUCCAAAGAUGACGGUUACCUUACAGAGGAAAGCGAGCAGGGCGACACGUACCGCGUCGGUACACUGCUGUCGACCGCUAAACCGGCCCGUGUGAUGGGACCGCUGAUGUCGGCCAAAAUUCGCCGCCGAAGCAAAUCGGCCGGUGCCAUCGCGACGCCGCACGCCAAUCGGUCUCUGUUUCCAGUGCCACAGAGUGCCAUGGUUGUCGGAAGGGCACAACUCAACGUCGCUACUACUGUUAGCCUAAAACCAAUGGCUUCUGCAUCGGAACGGGUGUCGCGAUCGAAGCAAAAAACGCCACAAGUCGGUGGGCGACUGAAGGCAAUCAGUGCCGACCGUAUUGGGUAUGGAUUGAUAACACCCAAAGUACAACCCUUCACACCUCUCGCUCUGAUCCGCCACGCCAAGCUAGGCGAGUCGGUAUUCUCCGUCACCGGUAGUCCCGUCGUUACGUCCAACAUGCUCGAAGCUACCGCCAACAUCAACAUUCCCGUGUCGAACGGGAUGAUAUCGAUCAGGCCGACCGAACUGGAUGUGGUAGAUGCGUCGUUGGUGCGAAAGAUCGAUCCGAAUGUGCUGCUGGAGAUGAAGCAACUGCAGUCCAAUUUGGAUAAAAUCUUAGGCUCUCUUCAUAUUGCCGAAUGAUCAUCGAAGUCUGUUCAUCGAAGCCUGAUACACGAUUUUAUACAAACUCACGAACCGCCAAUUUUUGUAGCGUUCUUUUCUUCAUUCUUCGUUUGCAUUAUUUGCUUUUAUUAUGUAACCAUCAAUA
This is a messenger RNA of Anopheles cruzii, 1105 nucleotides long. Its product is annotated as borealin-like. Gene Ontology annotation, biological process: mitotic sister chromatid segregation. The record is from RefSeq and is a predicted model, not a curated record. Gene Ontology annotation, cellular component: chromosome, centromeric region; chromosome passenger complex; spindle midzone. NCBI's taxonomy places the organism in Eukaryota, Metazoa, Arthropoda, Insecta, Diptera, Culicidae. The transcript is spliced from 5 exons. The coding region runs from base 1 to 978 and encodes 325 amino acids.